Helianthus annuus (common sunflower) is the source of this 1796-nucleotide messenger RNA. Its product is annotated as disease resistance protein RPV1-like. Gene Ontology annotation, biological process: signal transduction; defense response. The record is from RefSeq and is a predicted model, not a curated record. Gene Ontology annotation, molecular function: ADP binding. The transcript is spliced from 4 exons. Lineage: Eukaryota; Viridiplantae; Streptophyta; Magnoliopsida; Asterales; Asteraceae. Bases 29 to 1222 code for a protein of 397 amino acids.
GUCAUCUUCCAAGAAAAAAUACACUCCAAUGGCGGCGUCUUCUUCAACAUCAUUCGUUAAGGAGAGCUAUCAAUAUGAUGUGUUUUUGAGUUUUAGUGGUGAAGACACACGUAAGAACUUUGUGGAUCACCUUUAUGAGGCUCUUCAGCGACACGGUAUUCACACUUUCAAGGACGACAAGCGACUCAAACAAGGAAAAAGCAUCAAUGAUCAGCUUUUGAAAUCUAUUGAAGAGUCAAAGCUGUUCAUCAUAGUUUUUUCAAAGAAAUAUGCAUCUUCGUCUUGGUGCUUAAAUGAACUUGUAAAGAUUAUGGAAUGCCAAAAGUUGGACGACCGGAUUGCUUACCCUGUUUUUUACGAUGUGGAUCCGUCUGACGUUCGCAAACAACGUGGACCAGUCGGAGAAGCUCUUGCCAAACACACCAAUAAAGAGAUCGGGAAAUGGAGAGAAGCUCUGACUGAAGCAGCCAAUCUGUCCGGUUGGGAUUUAAGGAACACUGCUGAUGGGCAUGAAGCCAAAGUGAUCAAGUUAAUAAUUGAGUGGAUCUCACUUGAGUUACGACCCAUUAAUGUGAACUUGGAUGAUAAAUUAGUAGGUGGUGGUAAGACUACACUAGCCAGAGCUGUGUUUGAUAGAAUAUCAGUUCACUUUGAAGCUAAAAGCUUUGUUGAGAAUGUCAGGGAAGUUUCAAACGCGUCAUUGUACGGUUUGUUGUCAUUGCAAAGAAAGAUCCAUUCAGAUUUGCUAAAUGAUCAAGGCAACAACGUAGGUAGUGUCCAUGAUGGGACAAACAUGUUGAAAACAAAGAUGCGUGGUAGAAAAGUCCUUUUGGUUUUAGAUGAUGUGGAUCAUCAAGAGCAACUUGAGGCAUUAGCUGGUGAUCUUAAUUGGUUCAAGCCUGGAAGUAGAAUUAUCAUUACAACAAGAGAUGAGCAAGUCUUGAUAGCACAUAGAGUGAAAUCGAUUCGUGAUGUUACCCUAUUAUCAAAUGAGGAAGCGAUUGGCCUCUUUUGUAAGCACGCAUUUGGGAAACAUCUUCCAAUUCAAGAGUAUAAAAAGGAAUCACUACAAGUUGUACAGUAUGCUGCUGGCCUACCAUUAACAAACAAAGUUUUGGGUUCAUUUUUGUGUGGUAAAGACAAGCAUGAAUGGAUAGACGCAUUAGCAAGACUCAAAAGAAUUCCGUUGAAAGAGACUUGCAAAAUUGGAAUUAAGCUAUGAAAGUCUGGAGGAUGAUUACAAGGAAAUAUUCCUCGAUGUUGCAUGCAUAUUGAAGGGGUGGGAGAAAAACAAAGCAAUUAGUAUGUUUGAAAGUUGUGGAUUUCAGGCUAGAAUUGGUUUAAGAGUUCUUGAGCAGAGAUCUCUAAUAACUUUUCAUGAUUAUGGUUUUGGCCCUUGCUUGAGCAUGCAUGACCAUAUUGAAGAAAUGGGCAAGAAUAUCGUACGUCGUUUACACCCAGAUGAGCCCAACAAACACAGCAGAUUAUGGAUCCAGGAAGAAAUUGAAGAUGUAUUGGAUAAUGACUUGGGUUCUGAAGCGAUAAGGUGUAUAAGUCUAAAGCUCACCCCUGAUAUUGUUUUGGAAGGUCUUGGAAACAUGAAGAAACUCAGAUGCCUUAUUGUAGAUCAUAGAUAUGGGGAUAAGGAUCGUGAUGACCUUGUGAAGAUUGAUGAAGUUAGUCAAUACUUUCCAAAUGCAUUACGAUACUUGAAUUGGAACUAUUACCCUCAUUGGUGUUUACCCCAAACCUUUCAAGCAAAUAAUCUUGUUGAGCUUGACCUGUCUUUCAGUAGA